Molecule: messenger RNA, 1425 nt
Organism: Psammomys obesus (fat sand rat)
Lineage: Eukaryota; Metazoa; Chordata; Mammalia; Rodentia; Muridae
Gene: Krt36
Product: keratin 36
Exons: 7
Coding region: 1-1425 (474 amino acids)
Molecular function (GO): structural molecule activity
Source: RefSeq, a predicted model, not a curated record
AUGGCCACCCAGAUCUGCGCUCCGACCUUCUCCACCGGGUCUGCCAAGGGCCUCUGUGGCACCACAGGCAGCUUCUCUAGAAUGUCUUCCAUCCACUCCUCCGUGGGCUCCUACAGGGCCCCCAGUUUGGUUGGCACUGUGGGGUCUACGUCCUCUUUCAGGACAGGCUUCUCUGGCCUCGGGAGCUGCUUGCCAGGCUCUUUCCUGUCCUCUGGGUGCCACUCCUCUGGCUUUGCCGGGAGCGGGGGCUGGUUCUGUGAGGGCGCCUUCAAUGGCAACGAGAAGGCGACCAUGCAGGUCUUGAAUGACCGACUGGCCAACUACCUGGAGAAGGUGCGGCAGCUGGAGAAAGAGAAUGCAGAGCUGGAGGGCCGCAUCCGAGAGUGGUAUGAGUGUCAGGUCCCAUACAUCUGCCCGGACUACCAGUCCUACUUUAAGACCGCCGAGGACUUGCAGCAGAAGAUCCUGCUGACCAAGGCUGAGAAUGCCAGGCUGGUAUUACAAAUUGACAAUGCCAAGCUGGCUGCUGAUGACUUCCGGACCAAGUACGAGACGGAGCUGUCCCUGCGGCAGCUGGUGGAGGCUGACAUCAAUGGCCUGCGCCGGAUCUUGGAUGAGCUGACCUUGUUUAAGGCUGACCUGGAGGCGCAGGUGGAGUCCCUGAAGGAAGAGCUGCUGUGUCUCAAGAAGAACCAUGAAGAGGAAGUCAACACACUCCGUUCCCAGCUCGGGGACCGACUGAAUGUGGAGGUGGAUGCUGCCCCCACAGUGGACCUCAACAAGAUAUUGGAUGAUAUGCGAUGCCAGUAUGAGACACUGGUGGAGAAUAACCGCAGAGAUGUGGAAGCUUGGUUCAACACUCAAACCGAGGAGCUGAACCAGCAGGUGGUGUCCAGCUCUGAGCAGCUUCAGUGCUGCCAGACAGAGAUCAUCGAGCUGAGACGCACGGUCAACGCCCUGGAGAUCGAGCUGCAGGCCCAGCAGAGCAUGCGGAAUUCCCUGGACUCUACCCUGGCUGAGACAGAGGCCCGCUACAGCUCCCAGCUGGGCCAGAUGCAGUGUCUGAUCACCAACGUGGAGUCCCAGCUGGCUGAGAUUCGCUGUGACCUCGAGCGGCAGAACCAUGAGUAUCAGGUGUUACUGGAUGUCAAGGCCCGGCUGGAGUCAGAGAUUGCCACCUACCGCCAUUUGCUGGACGGCGAGGACUGCAAGCUUCCUGCCCACCCUUGUUCCAUGGAAUGCAAGCCUGCUGUAAGAGUUCCUUACAUCCCCUCUACGCCCUGCGCCCCGGCUGGACCCUGCGCCCCAGCUGGAUCCUGCACCCCAGCUCCCCAAGUCAGCACUCAGAUCCGUACUAUCACCGAGGAGAUCCGAGAUGGAAGAGUCAUCUCCUCCAGGGAACAUGUGGUGCCCCGUGUGCUGUGA